AAUUUCUUAAUGAAUGAAUUCCAAGAUUUUUGCAAUAAUCUCUUAUGAGUCAAGAAUUCGUCUAAUUACCUGCAUAUCAGAGACAAUUUCCAACCUUAUCAGGUUUCUGUGGCUCAUUCCAUGAAAUUGUGAUUAAAUCUUCUUUUCACCUCCAUAGCAUUAAUAUCGUAGACUAGAAAAGCAAAAAGCAAAAUUCCAAAAAGAGAGGGGGAAAACCCAAACUCCAUACCCAACCCGAUCCAGCUCCCCCAAAAAAACCGGUCAAAACUCUGGUCAUGGGUUUCUCAACCCUAUCCAGUGAGAAUCGAGCACGUGUAAUGACUCCCCAGGAAUCCAAUGACAGAACUACUUUCUCACUUCCCCACCUAUCCUAGCUAUUCCUAUAUAUAAAACGGUCUCAUAUCCUAGCUUUUUACCACUACUACUACUACUACUCUCGAGCGAGCAACGGAAUAAUAUGGCGCCAAAACACAGCUCCCUGCUAGCUCUCAUUUUCCUGCUGCUCCUCUCCAUCAAGCACUGUUCCGGUGGCGGUGGGCAUGACUACCAUGACGCUCUCCGAAAAAGCAUCCUCUUCUUCGAAGGCCAACGCUCAGGCAAACUUCCCCCCGACCAACGUAUCAAGUGGCGUAAAGACUCCGCAUUGCACGAUGGUGCCGACGCCGGAGUGGACUUGACAGGAGGUUACUAUGAUGCCGGGGACAACGUGAAAUUCGUGUUCCCGAUGGCGUUCACGACCACAUUGUUGUCGUGGAGCAUAAUAGACUUCAAAAAGAACAUGGGAAGCGAGCUGGGCAACGCUGUGAAGGCAGUCAAGUGGGCCACCGAUUUCCUGUUAAAAGCGACAGCAAAGGAAGGCGUCAUAUACGUGCAAGUGGGCGAUGCAUUUUCUGACCAUAACUGUUGGGAGAGGCCAGAAGAUAUGGACACUUUGAGAAGUGCUUACAAGAUUGACCAGAACCAUCCAGGAUCAGACGUCGCCGGUGAGAUCGCCGCUGCAUUGGCCGCCGCAUCCAUCGUCUUCCGCUCAAUCGACUCUCCUUACUCUACUCUCCUACUUGAUCGUGCUGUUAAAGUAAGUCACAGCGGGGCCCCCUCUUUACUCUUUUUAGCUUUUCCCUUUUCGCCUUUUUUAUUUUUGGAAUAACUACACUUUGCUUGUCUAUAUUCGAGGUUUUCUCUUUUCAUUUUACUUUUGGAAUACCAUACUAGCUAGUACUAGUUAAAAUGAAACACUGAUACUUAUAUUUCUUUGCAUAUAAGGUUAAUACUGUCAUCGUGAAAGAGUAGUUCGUUCUAAUUUAUAUGACAUUUUUUUAUUUUUUAGUCUGUCCCAAAAAUAAUACUAACACAUCUCUAAAUUUAAAAACAUUUCAUCUUUAAAAGUUUACCCUAUUUCGGAUAAAUUUAUAGCCACAUACCUUGAUCAAAGAUAAAUUUAUAGCCACAUAACAUUUUAAGGUUUAUUUCAUACCAGAGGCUUAAGAAUUAUUAUUCUUUGUGUUUAAACUAUAUGAUCAGUCAAACACUAUCACAUAGAAUUUGUCCUCGAUACUAAAACUAGAUGUCCAAUGAAGAUAGAAUUUAACACUUAAUUUCUAAUUUACCUUUAUUAUUUAUUAUAAUCACUUAUUAAUGCAUUUCCCAAAAAUAUUGUAUUUAUUAUAUUUAAAGGGUGAUAGAAUAAAAUUGUCAUUCUAUUUUUGGCUUCUUAAUAGACACGCCAAGUCAAUAUUUAAGAUUUGCACAAUCCACAUACGCAACUUGUCUUACGUGCUUUCAUCUUAUUUUACCUUUUUUUUUUAAAAAAAAAAUGGUGAUUCGUGAGAUUAUGUAUUAUUGCGUGUAAUUAGCAAGUAUACGGACAUGAAGUUUAAGAGAGUAUGCAAAAAUAUAAUUUAUGAACUCCAGGAUAGGUCCAUCAGGGUUGAUUCAUUCUCUAAAGUCUCAAAAGCGAAAUGCUUUGGGCAGUGUUGUGUUAGUGUCCUUUUCUGGAUAAUGAUCUGGCAUUAAAUAAGUUUGUUGACUCCUCCCAAGGAUUUGAUGCCUUUGCAUAUAAACUUGAAGCCAUUUUCCUUUGUUUUUCUUUUAUCCGUUUUGGCAAACUGAAAACAAAGUCACUAUAAUCAUUUUUGCAUGUGAAUAGAUGGUGUGAACAAAGACUUGCGGGAAUUCAUCAAGUAUAAACAACAUCUUGCUAUUGGAAAAUAAUGAGAUUGCACUACAACAAAAUAUGCUUUUAACGGAAAUUAAUUUGCGGCAAUAACUUAAUAACCGCUAAUUAUAUUCUAGAAUCAAUUAUUACCGGCAAUAUCAAACUUCAGCCCUAACAAUAAAUGCCACUAAAGGCUUUACCGAUCUUGGAUGCAAUGACAUUAACCAAUUGCUGGUAAAUAUCUUUGUGGCAAUAACUAUUGCCGCUAAAAGGAAAAUAUAUUGCUACUAAAAAUCUCUUUUAGUGUAGUGUUGAUGCACAUGCAUUUUGAUCUAUAUAUGUUAGCAUUUGAAUUUGAUGAAUAUAUUUAUGUAUAUAGUCACAAAAAUUAGUUUGUUGAACAAAGACACAGCUUGAUCACCACAUUGCAAAUGUCACUAUCAACCAGCAGAAAAAGGUAAAG
This is a messenger RNA of Lycium ferocissimum, 2618 nucleotides long. RefSeq names its product endoglucanase 8-like. Lineage: Eukaryota; Viridiplantae; Streptophyta; Magnoliopsida; Solanales; Solanaceae. Gene Ontology annotation, molecular function: hydrolase activity, hydrolyzing O-glycosyl compounds. Bases 458 to 1147 code for a protein of 229 amino acids. Gene Ontology annotation, biological process: carbohydrate metabolic process. The transcript is spliced from 2 exons. The record is from RefSeq and is a predicted model, not a curated record.